UUUCUUCGAUCCUCUCAGCUAGUGGUCGAUUCAGGAGCUUAAACGGGCCGAUCAUGGCAUCGAGGACUGCAAUUUGCAGGGGAAUUCUCAGAAUAAACUCGAGUUUUGGACUUCGAUCUACUUCUUCUUGGUGGAGAGAUUCGAUUCUAUCUGAUACAGUUCCCAAUAAUGCCAGUUUUGGAGAUUUGGUAGCUAAAUGCCGAACUGUUGCUGGUCAACGAGGUUUGGUUACAUCCAGGAGCAACCUCAGAGGUGGAAUCGGAGAGGUAUCAGAUUGCAGACCUCCUUUUGCAAUGGGCAUUGGCAGUUUCCGCUCAUUCAGUGAAGGUUUAACUCACCUGCCUGCCAUAGCUGACCAUGAAAUUGAGAAUGUGUUCAAGGAUCUAAUGGCUGCAAGUUGGGAUGAGCUCCCAGAUGCCUUAAUUCAUGAUGCCAAGAAGGCAUUGUCCAAAAAUACAGAGGACAAGGCCAGUCAGGAGAUCCUUGCAAAUGUCUUUCGUGCAGCUGAGGCUGUAGAGCAGUUUGGUGGUGUUCUUGUAUCUUUGAGGAUGGAGAUUGAUGAUGCCAUUGGAUUGAGUGGUGAGAAUGUCCGUCCCUUGCCAGAUGAGCUUGCAGAUGCACUCCGUGCAGCCCACAAACGCUACACAACAUAUUUGGAUGCAUUUGGUCUUGAUGAGACUUAUCUGCGGAAGAAAGUUGAGACUGAAUUGGGGACAAAGAUGAUACACCUAAAGAUGAGGUGCAGUGGCCUUGGUUCUGAAUGGGGAAAGGUGACAGUUCUUGGAACCUCUGGACUUUCUGGCUCCUAUGUCGAGCAAAGAGCCCCAUAGUUUUGGAAAUAUUUCAUUUUACUGUAGGCUUUUCUUGCGUGUGAAAUGUUUACUCACAUGCAUGUUGUCUCAAAAGCAAUUUAAUCCAGGUGCUUUUGCAGGAAAUGUGAAUAAUGAAAUAUUGUUCAGCUUUCUUCCCUCCACCUUGGGAUUCUUUUUUGUUGUGUUUGAAAGUGUUUACUUUCAUACUCUUGAGUUUGGUUGGUGUUUUGUCUC
Telopea speciosissima is the source of this 1046-nucleotide messenger RNA. Its product is annotated as succinate dehydrogenase subunit 5, mitochondrial-like. The transcript is spliced from 6 exons. The record is from RefSeq and is a predicted model, not a curated record. Gene Ontology annotation, biological process: tricarboxylic acid cycle. Gene Ontology annotation, cellular component: respiratory chain complex II (succinate dehydrogenase). Bases 54 to 830 code for a protein of 258 amino acids. NCBI's taxonomy places the organism in Eukaryota, Viridiplantae, Streptophyta, Magnoliopsida, Proteales, Proteaceae.